Phasianus colchicus (ring-necked pheasant) is the source of this 1363-nucleotide messenger RNA. RefSeq names its product TUB like protein 1 (gene TULP1). Gene Ontology annotation, molecular function: actin filament binding. Gene Ontology annotation, biological process: protein localization to cilium. NCBI's taxonomy places the organism in Eukaryota, Metazoa, Chordata, Aves, Galliformes, Phasianidae. The record is from RefSeq and is a predicted model, not a curated record. Gene Ontology annotation, cellular component: cilium.
CAUCCUCAUCCAGCAGCAGCCAUGAUGUGUGAUGGUGUCCCCAUGUUCCCAUAACCCUGUGUCCCCAUGCACCGUUUUCCCAUAUCCCCAUGUCCCUGUGUCACUGCGUUCCUGUGUCUCCAUGCCCUCAUGUCCCCAUAUCCCUGUGCCCCCCAGCUGCCACCGGCAGCGAUGAGGAGGAUGACUCUGAUGCCAGUACCAAACCUAUCCGAUCGGGUAAGAAGAAGAAUCCGGUGUCACUCUUCCAGACCGGUGGGGAGCCUCCCAGGGAGAGAAAAACCAGGAAGAAAGCUCCUAAAGCAGCAGACAGCGAAGAGGAGACCUUGGAGACACAGCAGAAGAACUCCAACAAGAAGGGCAAAGGGAAGAAAUCUAAAAAGAAGGAGGAGAGGCCACUGUCACCUGUCAUCGAGGUGGACAAUCUGGAGAAGUUUGUGCUGUCCCCAGCGCCACAGGGGGUGACCAUCAAGUGCCGGGUGACGCGGGACAAGAGGGGUAUGGACCGGGGCCUGUACCCUACCUACUACCUGCACCUGGAUAAUGACAAAAAGGUCUUCCUGCUUGCUGGGAGGAAGCGUAAGAAGAGCAAAACCUCCAACUACCUCAUCUCCAUCGACCCCACAGACCUGUCGCGGGGUGGGGAGAACUUCAUCGGGAAGCUGAGGUCCAACCUGAUGGGGACCAAGUUCACCGUGUUCGACAAUGGCGCUAACCCUGAUCGGGCCAGUGCUGACUGGUCCAAUGUGCGGCAGGAGCUGUCGGCUGUGGUUUAUGAGACCAAUGUGCUGGGGUUCAAAGGGCCCCGGAAGAUGACAGUCAUCAUCCCCGGGAUGAACUCAGACAACGAGCGGGUGCCCAUCCGGCCCCGAAAUGACAACGAUGGGCUUCUCAUGAGGUGGCAGAACAAGAACAUGGACAACAUUAUCGAGCUGCACAACAAGGCACCGGUGUGGAAUGACGAGACUCAGUCCUAUGUCCUCAACUUCCACGGUCGUGUCACCCACGCCUCCGUCAAAAACUUCCAGAUUGUGCACGGCAGUGACCCUGAUUACAUUGUGAUGCAGUUUGGACGUGUGGCAGACGACGCCUUCACCAUGGACUACAACUACCCACUGUGUGCCGUGCAGGCCUUUGCCAUUGCUCUCUCCAGCUUUGAUGGGAAGCUGGCCUGCGAGUAGCUCCAUGCUGUCCUGUCCCCAUCCGCUCCCCCGGUUCCUGUGUCUGGCACUGCUCCAUUGGGCACCGCUCCAUUGGGCAGCACUCUGUCAGGCACCGUUUUGUUGGGCGCUGCUUGCCUGGCUGUGGACACCUUCUCUGGGCACUGGUUACUGGUCUCAGGCAGAAGGCAAAGUUAAACUUGGAA